UUCUGCAGCCCAUAUUCAUAAAUCUUUAUAACUUUGCUUAUAAGCAUUUGUAAGUUGGUGAUGAUUCCAUGUAAGCAUCUGUAUAAGCUCUAAUAUUGCCUGAUAUCUAAAUAUCUAAUAAUAUGCUAGCCUAUAAAUAAUUCCUUAAAAACUUUAAAUCAUGCUGUAACAUGUUACCAUUCGUUAUAAUGCCAUGUGGUGUACCACAUAAUUGUAAUAAUUAUUAACAAUAAUAAAAACAUUAUAAACAUUUUAAAACUCAGCACGGCAUACUUGAGGUAAGGUAAUACUACAUUUUGUGAACAAACUUUGAUGCUAGUUUGACAGAGCUUAAUAACAAUAUCGGAAAUGGUUGCCAAGGUGUUGCUAGCUGGUUGCUAUGCUAUCCCAGGUGGAUGCUAGGGUGUUGUAAAGAGAUUGCUAUGGUAUUUCAUGUGGUUGCUAGGCAGUUGCUAUGAUAUUCCCAGUGGUUGCUAGAGUGUUGCUAUUUUGUAGCUAUGGUAUUCCAGGUGGUUGUUAGGGUGUUGCUUGGUGGUUGCUAUGAUAUUUUUGGUGGUUACUAGGGUGUUGCUAGUUGGUUGCUAUUAUAUUCUAAGUGGUUGCUAGGUGGUUGCUAUGGUAUCCCGAGUGGUUGAAAGGGUGUCGCUAGGUGGUUGCUAUGGUAUUCCUGGUGGUUUCUAAAGUAUCGCAAGAUGGUUAGAAUGAUAUUGCAGGUAGUUGCUAGGGUGUUGCUAGCUGGUUGCUAUGAUAUAUAUCAGGUGGUUGCUAGGGUGUUGCUGAAAGGUUGCUAUGGUAUUUCAUAUGGUUGAUAGGCUGCUGCUAGGUGACUGCUAUGUAUUUCCAUGUGGUUGCUGUGUGUUUGCUAGGUGGUUGCUACGCAAGCCCAGGUUGAUAGCAUGUAACUAGAAGGUUGCUGUGGAAUCUCAGCUGAUUGCUAGCAUAUUAAUUGGCUCCUGCCUAUUCCCUAGGGUUGCUAAGGUGUUAGAAGGUGGAGCAAUGCAGAUUUCCUUCUCAUCAGUAUAUCUUAAGUAACAGUGACCAUCAAACUUUUCCCUGUGUAUUCCUGUGGGGAGAAAAAUGCAAUUUGGGGCAUUGCAUCUUGGCAACUGAAUGAAUAUGAAUAUAGAAUAUAGUGGAAGACAAGGGGUUGAUGGAAGCAUUUCAAAUUGCAUCCUCUGAUACUACCUAAAAGUUUAUGUGUAAUAAAUUCUAUGUUGAAUAAAAUAAUAUAUUUCUUUGUAAAGCUACUUUUUGUAAUAUUUAUUCAAUGCUUUUCUCAUCUAACACAACGAUGAUUUUAAAUGAUCUUUUGGGGGGUAAUUGCUCAGCCAAAAUUAAUUAAUUAAUUGCGAUCGAUGACACGUAAUUAAUUUGAUUUUUAAAAAUGUAGCGAUUGACAGCCCUAAUUAUAACGUCAUCAAUUAAUUAUCUUAUCAAUGAUCGUUUAUUGCACGUUAUUAGAGUUAAAAUGCUUACAAGAAAUCAUCACCAAUUUACGAACAAUUAUAAGUGGAGUUAUAAUGAAUUAUAAUUAUGGGCUUCACAGAAAGGAACACUGAUAAUAAACUGGACAUUUUGACAAUUAUGAAUGAUUUAUAUAAAUUUUUUUGUUUUUCUUUGCAAUAAGUAUUCCAUGGCCUGUCGUAGUUUUUGGUUUUGGUUUUUGGUCACUUGAAAAUUAAGUCAUUAAGGAGACAUGAUAAUGGUUCGUCAGGCUCAAUCAUCUCUUUUACAUGAAUUUGCCUCUCCCACAUCCAGGCAGAUAUAGUGUCAAGUGAUGAUAGUCUGUUGUUUAUCCUAUAUUGUGAAAAUGCACUGGCACUCAGGCAAAUUGACCUGCAGUGGUUGAAUGAUGAUACAUUGAGCUGCAAUUCAAUCCCCUUCAGUCAAUUGAAUUUGGAAAAAGGAUUCAAUUAGGACAGUAUAUCUCUGAGGUCCUAAUUACACUAUGGCAGGAAAAACACAAAUCUCAUAUUCUCACAUUCAUAUUCAAAAUAUCCAUAUCCAAGACUCAUAUUCCAGAUUUGAUGUACCUGACUGCAUCUGUCUGUUUCCAUUGUCUAUUAAACAGUCUACACAAGAAAGUGUGGAGAAAAUAGUUCUACCUUAGACCCCAGUAAAUAAAUAACUAAGCACAAUGAUUUUCACCUAAGACCUGAGUAUAUUUGAUAAAUUAAGCAUUAGAAAUUACCAUUCACGACUAUUCUGUUGAAUUAUUAGUAGUCAGUACUCAGUAGUUUAGGGUGUCAUCAGGUACUAGGAUGUCCGCAGGGAAAUCGAUUUUGGUUAUUUGACAGUGGUAUCAGUCCCUUUUCCCUUACACUGGCUUAAUGAAUGUACUAUUUCUUCAACAUGUAAACACAAUGGUAAGAAACAAAUGGGCUAAUGCAAAUCCAGUGUUUCAGUGACAAUAACACUUUUGCGCAUGCAAAUCCUCAUCCAUCAGACAGUAGAAAGGGGGAAUGUGGGCUGCAGGGAAGAAGAGAAUGAGUGUGAUCUCUAAAGAGCACAGUAUGGGAGAACUCUUGUUUGAGACUCUGCUGUUGGUGUGUUUGUGGAGCUGCUGUUAUGCCACUGUACUCCAGUUUAACGGAAAUGUUACCAUCUAUGGCAUGUUUCCUCUCCAUAAUGUAGAUGCUACCGUCUCGACUCUACCUCAACUGGCUGACUGUAACCGAGGAGCUGCCAACAUCCAUGGCUACUACUUGCUGCAGGCUCUGCGCUAUGCUGUAGAGGAGAUCAACAACGACAGUCAGCUCCUGCCUGGUAUCACACUAGGCUAUCAGACAUAUGAUAUUUGCUCGCUUCAAGCUAGUAUUCUGGGCACGGUGACUCUUGCAGCUCAGCAGUAUAACAGAGUGAAAGUGAAGCCUCAAGCGAUUGCCCUCAUCGGACCCGACAGCAGCAGCUACAGCUUCAUUCCAGCUGCUGCACUCGGUGCCUUUCUGAUGCCUGAGAUCUCAUAUGAAGCUUCAGAUGAACUGCUAAGCAACAAACAGAUGUACCCAUCUUUCUUUCGCACCAUCCCCAGUGAUAAAAACCAGGUGAAAGCUAUGCUCGAGAUUCUCGUGAGAUACAACUGGACCUGGAUAGCCCUUCUCGGCAGUGACAAUUCAUAUGGCUUGCAGGGGAUGUUGAGCCUGUCGCAGCAAGCAUCAGAUUUUAAUAUCUGCAUCGCAUAUCAAGCAGUGAUUCCAAGACUCAAAAAUGACACACAGCAGCAGAUACGAAACAUUGUCAAGAAUAUCAUCAAAACCAAAGUGAAUACCAUAGUAGUCUUUUCCAGCAAGAGAAUUGCCAAAGGGUUUUUCUUAUUUGUAAUAGAGCAGAAUGUGACAGGGAAAGUGUGGAUCGGGUCUGAGGACUGGUCAGUGGCAACCUUAGUGUAUAAUAUCCCUGGAAUCAGUACUAUUGGAACUGUCUUGGGUGUGUCUGUAAAAUAUACACCUUUUAAUGGGUUCGAAGAUUUUGUGAACCAGGCCAUAACUAAGCUUAGAAACAUCAGUGUUGAAAACACUGAAAUGAAUGUCCCAUGCUUACAGAAUACUGAAUUGUACAAAAUGGCAUCUGCACAAUAUUCUCUGGCGGAAUAUGAUAUUACCUCUUCGUUUAACGUGUAUCGGGCGGUAUAUGCAGUGGCUUAUGCAUUGCACCAGGCUCUCAGGUGUGAUUCUGAAAAAUGUCAGAACACUGAAAUUCAGCCAUGGCAGCUCUUCCAAUAUUUAAAACAAGUACGGAUUUCUAUCAGAAACACAACAUUAUUUUUUGAUGCGCAUGGAAACCCACCAGCAGGAUACGACAUUAUCACAUGGAUAUGGCUUAAUAAAACAUGGUCUCUUAGAAUGGUGGGAUCAUUUAUUUCAGAGCCCCCUACUCUUCAAAUGCAUGCUUCACAGAUACAGUGGAUGCCUGAGUCACGUUGUUCCCCAGAAUGUUCCUAUGGGUACAGACAACUGCAGCUUGGACAACACAAAUGUUGUUUUGAGUGCAUAGAAUGUCCAGCUUCCACUUUCCUCAACAAAACUGACUCUACCAGCUGCCAGCCCUGCAACAAAGAUCAGUGGUCUCCAUCUGGGAGUGAGGACUGUCUACAGAGAACAGUUCUAUACCUGCGAUGGGAUGAGCCAUUGACCAUUGUUCUCCUGCUUCUUCUGGCACUGACACUGCUGCUCACCCUGGGCACUGCUCUUAUCUUCCUACUCAACUUGAGCACCCCAGUUGUAAAAUCUGCAGGUGGCAGGACAUGUCUGCUCAUGUUGUUGUCUCUGACCGUAGCUGCCUUCAGCUCAUUGUGCCUUUUCAACAUGCCCUCUCGAGCAUCCUGUCUGUUCAGAAAGUCUCUCUUCAUCUUCAGUUUCACCAUCUGCCUGAACUGCAUGACUGUCCGUGCCUUCCAGGUGGUGUGCAUAUUCAAGUGGUCUGCAAAGCUUCCCAAGUUCUACUAUACAUGGGUCAACAAUCAAGGUCCUAAUAUCUUCAUCCUAAUCACCUCUUUGGUUGAGUUCUUCAUCUCUGUUCUCUGUGUGAGCUUAAAUACACCACUCCCCUCAGCAGACUAUGACUUCUACUUUGAAAGCAUUGUAUUAGAGUGCAGUAAAACUAUAUCUGUAGUGCUUCCACAAAUUCUGUAUGUGUCUAUACUGACUGUAAUAUGUUUUUGCUUGAGCUACAUGGGUAAAGACCUACCAGCAAAUUACAGUGAGGCCAAGUCCAUUACAUUCAGCCUGAUGAUCUAUAUUAUCUCCUGGAUCACUUUCUUCACCACCUACAUUGUUAAUAGAGGAACUUUAGCUAUGGCCUUGGAGGUGGUUGCCAUUCUUGUUAGUGUUAUUGGAAUACUUGGUGGAUACUUUUUGCCGAAAGUGUACAUCAUUUUAUUACGACCGAAAAUGAAUACCACUGCCCACUUUCAAAAUUGUAUUCAAAUGUAUACCAUGAAUAAACAGUAAAACUCCGGCUGCAGCAUAUUUAGAAAAAGUAGUUAUAAAAAUCUUACUGUAGUGGCAGCUGGUUGUCUUUUUUUCACUUUAUCUGUUUGGUUCCUUUGUGGUCCAAAGUAAAAUUUAAUUAAUAGAUGAAUAUGAUUUUCCAGCAUAAUUUAACAUGUAAAUAUAAUCUGUUUCAAGCUUCACUUGUGGGCAUUCCUUUUGGAUUUCAUUUGAAAUUGAAUGAAGGUUUCAAUAUGUACCUGCUUUAAGUAAAACUCCAUCCUGAAACACAUUAAAAAUGUUUAUGUUGAAAUAGUUGUAAGGUGUAUAGCAAUUCUGGUGGUUGUUGCUGUGUUGGUUGUUGCUUUAAUUUUUGUUUUGUGCUAGAUUUACGGUUGUGUGCCACACUGAUGUCACAGGGUGACAUUGCUAGUGCAGUUACAAUUUUGUUUGAUAGAAAAAAAAAUGUCAAACACAUGUGUAAUGUUCAGGUUGUCCAUCCAUCCAUCCAUCUUCUAUACCGCUUAUCCUACAGGGUCGCAGGGAACCUGGAGCCUAUCCCAGGGAGCAUCGGGCACAAGACGGGGUACACCAUGGACGGGGUGCCAAUCUAUCGCAGUGUUCAGGUUAUUAGCUCCUAAAAACAAAAGAGCAGCAGCUUAUUUUCUCAUCCAAUAUUAUCUAGUAAUGUUCAGUGUCAUAUUAAUGAGAAAUCCAACAUAGAAUUGGUGCAUACAGCAAAUUUUGGACUCAGACUUCCAUAAGUACAGCUAUAUGAUUUAAAGCUAGUUAGUUGGAAAAUCCAGUGUUACAGCAGCAGACAAGAAACAAUAGACAAAAUUAGACCAAGGCAAAAGACAAUAUGUCAGUAGAAAAUAAAAUUAACUACUACAAAUAUAUAAAACUGUACAUAAGUACAGUAUAUGUCAGGUUAUGACAGUGUACAAAAUGUCACUAUGUAGUAUUGAGCUGAGGAAAGAGAAAAAAUCUGUGCAGAUAAGAACUACAGAAGAGAGCUAGGGAAAUGCUGAACAGAUGAGAGAAGACAGAGUUAAAUAAUCUGAUAGCAGCCAGGAGGAAGGACCUGUUUCUGUUGUUCCCUUCUGUACUGAGGCAGAAAGUGUCUGCUGCUCAUUGUACUUUGCAGAGCAUUGACUUCAGCAUGGAGUAGGUGAUUGGGUGUAUGACUGAGAGUUUGAAGCAAGGACUAUUUCCCACUGGCACCACUAUAAGCAGGUAGUCAAAUAGCAUUGUGGAUAAUGUAGGAAACUGUCAAAGUGAAAAUAGACCAGCAAGUUUCAAUUAAAAAAGCCAAGUUGACAGCAAAAUAAAUCUUGGAUGACAUUGAAGAUCAUGUGUUAAUUAUAAAAAUUAAUGUACAAGUGUAUGGUGGAUUUUUCCUUUUAACCAUGAUUAUUUUCUUAUAGAUUACCACAGCAGAUGUUUAAGUCUCAAUGCUUAGUACCUUAGUACUAGGUCUGAAAACACAACAGUAUACCAGGUGUUGUAUGUCUUUGCUUUCCAUCAAUAUAAUCAUACAGUCUGUAUUACUGUACCUUAUCCAUCUCCAUUUGUCACUAUACACACACAUAGGCACUUAGUCACCAGAGGCAGAUGACAGUAUGAAAAGAGGAGGUCACCGCCAUUUACUGCGGAGCGUGUGAGUAGGCUGAUUGGGUGUGUUUCCCACGCUACUCUCCUAUUCAGUGUGUAAUAUUCUCAGGAGGCUAAAACAAUAGACGU
Messenger RNA from Ictalurus punctatus (channel catfish), 6671 nucleotides. Its product is annotated as taste receptor type 1 member 1. The transcript is spliced from 7 exons. Gene Ontology annotation, cellular component: membrane. Gene Ontology annotation, biological process: G protein-coupled receptor signaling pathway. NCBI's taxonomy places the organism in Eukaryota, Metazoa, Chordata, Actinopteri, Siluriformes, Ictaluridae. Gene Ontology annotation, molecular function: G protein-coupled receptor activity. The coding region runs from base 2463 to 4949 and encodes 828 amino acids. The record is from RefSeq and is a predicted model, not a curated record.